Molecule: messenger RNA, 2559 nt
Organism: Lodderomyces pseudojiufengensis
Lineage: Eukaryota; Fungi; Ascomycota; Pichiomycetes; Serinales; Debaryomycetaceae
Exons: 1
Coding region: 1-2559 (852 amino acids)
Biological process (GO): protein folding in endoplasmic reticulum
Cellular component (GO): EMC complex
Source: RefSeq, a predicted model, not a curated record
AUGCUAUAUUGUAAAGCAUUCUUAAUAAUUGCUUUCAUACUCACCCUGGUUAAAUCAAUAUUGAUCGAAAAUGCAUUCACAUCAACAGAAUCAAUAAAUUAUUUAUAUCAGACUCCUGUUACUAAUUUACAUAUUUUGAAUGAUCAAGUUUUGAUAGCCAAGAACAAAGUCAACCAGACGAUUGGGAUUGAUAUUUUGAAUUAUUAUACUAUUAAAUGGAACAUAGGGGAUAUAUUGAAUGACUAUCAAUUAAUAUUUAACAAUGACAAUAUUUUUGGAUGGAAGUAUGCAGAAAAGGAAAUAAUCAAAAUCGACAGUAAUGGUCAAUUUGAGUUUAUACCAAUUGAAUUUGAAAUAGGACAUUUGUAUGAUAUUAAAUAUGGAGGUUUGAUAAUUUUGGGCACAAAUGGCGAAUUGAGUUAUCUAGAUCAACAAGAUAAAUCUCAUAUUAUCAAAGCUGAGAAAGUAUCUACCGUAUUGGUAGACAGUUCUCAAGGAAACAUUUUUUUGGUAUUAAAUGGUCAAGAAAUAUUAAAAUUGUCAUUGACUGGAUCGAUCAUUAGUCGAAAAUCUAUUUCUGUGGAAUCGAUCAGAGAACUUAAGUCUGGAAUUGCUUUAACUCAUAAUGAUCAAAUUUUCAAAAUUGAUUCACAAUUAAAUUUCAAAGGAAUUGAGAAUUAUAAAUUCAACAACUUAGCAGUUAUAAACUCGAACUUUUUGUAUUCUAGAUUUUCCAAUGAGGUCAAACUAAUUGCAAUUGAUAAAAAAGUAGCAAAAGAAGUUCAUUCUUUUAAAACCACAUCCAAUGUCCAAUGGUAUUCAAACCCUUUCAAUGAAAUUCUUAUAGUCAAUGAUGGAUUGACAAGAGUAUUUUACGACUUAACUGACUUUUUACAAACCAAAAAUGCAAACAGUAUCAAAAAGAUACAAUUUAAAUUGGAAGGUAAUUAUCCUUACGAUUUUGUUAUUAACACAAGCAAUAACGAAUUAGCUUAUCUUGCAAUCGACGAGGAACUAAAUGGAGAAUUGUUUAGUCUUUUCAAUGGUCAAAAAUUGAAAACUGUGUCAACUAAAAAUAACCAAUUUUCGUCUUCAAAAGAUCUAUAUAUCAUUAUUGACGCCCCAGAAAAUGAAAAGUCCAAAAUUGAAAAUGAGCAAUUAUCAAAAGAAUUUAACGAGGGAUUGAUAUUUACAAACUGGUUUAAUAGAGUGUUAACGCAUGCAACUGAUUUAUUCAAAUUCAUUUUAAAUCUUCCAGGCUUGCUUACGGAGAAGGAAACCGCAAGUUCGAUUUUCAAUAAGUUAAUCGUAUUUUAUGACGAUAGAGCAGGUAAGUUGGUGGCAGUAAACUCGCAUGACGAGGGUGUUGCUUGGACUACUGAUAUUGAAAAUGACGAAAUUUUUUCUUUGAUACAAUUGAAUGAAGAUGCAAAUGGAGUCAUCCUUGCUUUGUUCAAAAACAAUAUUUACAUAAUUGAUCCAAAUGAAGGUAAACUUAUUGAUUCAUUUCCAAAUGAGAACAAUAUUGAUGUGAAAGCUAUUAAUGAUCAUUAUGUGUUAGAAAAUGAUUCUGGUUUUACUAUACCCCAGUCAUCAAAGGAGGAUAUUUUUUUGAUUAAACAGAGUGAUAAUGAAAUUACAGGAAAUGUAAUAUUUAAUGGCUCCAAAGAAUCCGUGAAAACGUGGUCAAUCAACUUUGAUAACCCCAUCAUUCAAGUUCAAACUAUUCCUAGAUCUUCAAAGAUUUCGUCCGUAGGGAUACCAUUAGUUGAUAAAUCAAUUUUAUACAAGUACUUAAAUGAAAACAUCUUUGCUGUACUAACAAUGGAAGAAAAAUUAAAAUUAUAUCUCAUAGAUGGUAUUAGUGGUGAAUUGUUGUAUACUUAUUCACAUGAUUUUAAAAAUGAAAUCAUAGAUCCAAACUCAAUAUCGCUAGUUAUUGACAAUAAUUGGAUAAUCUACUCCUAUUUCACAAUCUCACCAAGAUUAGAACAAAGAAUCAAUGUAAUUGAUUUAUUUUCAAAUAAACAAAAUCAAAAAAUCACUAAAAUUACAGCACAAUCAUUUAUAUUUCCUGAACGUAUAUUAAAAUUAAGUUCAACUCAAUCAAAAUAUGGAAUUACCACAAAAUCAAUAAUUGCAUUAACUGAAUCAGGUUCUCUUGUUGAAAUUCCAAAAUAUAUAUUAAAUUCAAGAAGACCAAUUAAUGAAAUGAAACCAACUGAAGCUGGUAAUGAUUUUAGAUUAACACCCUAUGAUCCAAUUAUUUAUAAAAGUCAUAAUCAUGUUUUAAAUCAUAAAUAUCAAAUAUCACCUAUAGGAGGUGAAAUAUUAAUUAAACCAACCCAAUAUGAAAGUUCUUCUGUUGUUUGUUACUUCAAUGAUCAAAAUCAAUUUUGUUCAGUUAUAAAACCUAGUUCAUCAUUCGAUUUAUUGAAUAAAAAAUUUGAGAAAUUAAAAUUGAUUUUAACUUUGAUUAUUUUAAUUGGUGGUUAUUUGAUAAGUAAACCCUAUGUAGAUAGAAAGAAACUAAAAGCUUAUUGGUUAGAUUAUAAAUAG